This is a messenger RNA of Gordionus sp. m RMFG-2023, 2006 nucleotides long. RefSeq names its product trehalase-like. NCBI's taxonomy places the organism in Eukaryota, Metazoa, Nematomorpha, Gordioida, Chordodea, Parachordodidae. Gene Ontology annotation, molecular function: alpha,alpha-trehalase activity. The record is from RefSeq and is a predicted model, not a curated record. The transcript is spliced from 13 exons. Gene Ontology annotation, biological process: trehalose catabolic process. Bases 111 to 1988 code for a protein of 625 amino acids.
AUUAAAAACAUUAUAAUAACUGUUAUAUAAUAAUUAUUUGGCGAAUCAGUUAAUUUUAAAAAUAUUUCCAAAUUCCAUAUUAUAUUUCAUAAUAUCCAAGGCUUAACGAAAUGUGGAUAUUUUGGAUAUUUUUAUCGUGGAAUUUGAAAUGCUUUUUAUCAAUACUUCCUCCCAUUACUAUACCAAAGCAAUUAAUCCCGCCUUGUGAAAGCGAAAUAUUUUGUUACGGGAGAAUUUUACACACCAUGCAAACAUCCCAAAUAUUCCAAAAUGACAAAGAAUUUUUGCACAUGAGACUUAAACGUAGUCCAAGCAAGAUUAAAUCAAGUUUUGAACUAUUAUCGCAAAACUUGACAACUUUUGACAAAAGACUUAAACAGUUUCUAAAUGAGAAUUUUGAAAAAAUACCCACUAAAUCGAUACAAAAUCCUAUCACUCAGACAUUUUUGAACAUAACGGAAGAUAUGGAGCUCUGGAAACCUGAUGAUUGGGUUUCAAGACCUGAUUUCUUGAAGAAAAUAAAAGACGAAAGAUUGAGACAAUUAGCUAAUCGCUUACAUUUCCAGUGGUUGGACCUGAGUCGCAAAAUAAAUCGAAAUGUAAAGCGUAACAAAGAUAGGUAUACUAUCAUGUAUAUGCGAGAUGGAUUUAUACUACCAAGUUUUUUAGCUGCUGAAAUGAGAUAUUUUGAUAAUUAUUUCAUAGUCCGCGCUAUGCUAUUGGCUGGUAUGAAUGAAACAGCUAAAGGGAUUAUUAGAAAUAUGGUGGAUCUUAUUGAAGAAAACAAUUUUAACAUGACACCAUAUGGUAAUAGGAUUUAUUUCAAGGGUUACAGCUCAAUUCCAUUGUUAAUAUUAACAGUAUAUGAAUAUUGGAAAAUCAGCAACGAUACUCAUUUUGUAAUAUCGAUACUAAAACAAUUGGAGAUAGAUAACAAUUAUUGGAUAAAUAAACAAUCAUACAUUAAUAGGGCUGGACGCAUAUACCCAUUUAGUACUUACCAGGUUUCCCCAAACUCUCCUAGACCCUUUGAAUAUAACAAAGAUAUACGAUUGGCCAAAACAGUUUUUGAAGAGUCUGUUAAAAAACUUUACACCAACAUUGGUUCCAUGACAGAAUCCAUAUGGGAAGAAUCUAGCAGAUGGAAUGCGGAAAAGAAUGAUGAUGAUCCAUUUAGAUCUGUAAGGAUCAUCGAAAUGAUUCCCGUAGAUUUAAACGCUAUAUUAUGUUUAAACGAAAGAUUACUCUCGUUUUUCUAUAAUUUAGCAGAAAGUACAAUGCAAUCUACUCUUCACGAAAGACGUUGUCGAGAUAAAAUUAGCGCAUUAAAAUUACUCUGGGAUGAUGAAAAUGGAGUGUGGUUCGAUAUGGAAAGCCAGAAUGAAAAAUUGAUAAAUAUUUGGUACGCUUCCAGUAUGGUUCCAUUAUUUACCCAAUGUUAUGGCGAUGGAUUAGGUGGUAAAAGUAACAUUACCUACGAGAGUAGAGUUUUGGCUUAUUUUAAGAAAAUGAAAUUGCAUAGGUAUCUCGGAGGUGUACCUAUAUCAAAAUACAAUUCGAAUCUGGAUUGGGAUAUGCCUUACACGAAUGCGGCGGUGAUGCUAAUGAUUAUAGAAGGCUUAGAAGCUAGUGAAUUAUCAUCAGCAAAAAUGAUAGCCCGCGAUUUAGCUCAGAAAUGGAUAUUAGCGAAUCUUAAGUCGUAUCGAGAUACAGAAAAAACGUUUAAAAGGAUCGAUGUUAAUAAUUAUGCAAAAAAAUAUCCAGAAAUCGAGGAAAUAUAUUCAUCAACGAACGCCGUAAUUUUAAUAUUGCUCGAUAAAUAUGGCGAUACCUUGAUAGCCGACACAGCUAUAAUCAAGAAAAUAAAUAUCAAAAGUUCGGCAUCUACAAUAUACACAUUUCCUCUUCGAAUUCAAUCAACAUUAAACUCAUUAUACCUAAUGCCCAUAUACAUAUUUUAUCUAUUUAAGAUAUUAUCGGCUAUCUGAUUAAUAUUUAUAUUCAAA